Rotaria sp. Silwood2 is the source of this 783-nucleotide messenger RNA. Lineage: Eukaryota; Metazoa; Rotifera; Eurotatoria; Philodinida; Philodinidae. The record is from the annotation of a GenBank genome assembly.
AUGACUGAUUCUCAACUGCAAUAUAACAGUAUCGGUUCGAAGUAUGCCGAAAUUCAGGAAGUGGAUCGUCGAAAAUAUGUUGAACAUUAUACAGUUCACAAUCGAAUGCUUCGACGUGUAGCGGAUGAGAAUGGAUUGCUUACGGGAAAGCGUGCACUUGAUCUGGGAUGUGGUCAGGGUUACUACACUCGUAUAUUGAAAGCAUUAAACUGUACUUAUGUCCUCGGUGUUGAUGUAAGUUCAGCAAUGAUCGACCUUGCUCGUAAAAUUGAAUCUCAUAACAAAGAUGAUAUCGAUUAUAUAGUUGCUGAUGCGAGAACACUGCCCUCACCGCAACAGCCUUUCAAUUUGGUCACUUGUAUAUAUGUAUUUGAUCAUGCUCAAACAGAGAAGAACCUAUUCGAAAUGAUUCGCACAAUUUAUACGCAACUGACUGAAGAUGGACAUCUAAUUGCUAUUAUAGCUAAUGUCCGAGCAGGUAAAAACGCAUUCGAAAACCGUAAAUAUGGCAUAAAGAAACGUUACAAAAAUCCUGUCGACGAAAAUCAUGUACCCAACGGCACCGAAAUCAUUGUCACAUUAUACAACAAGAAGGACGAACCAACAUGUACAUUCACUGACUAUUAUUACUCUGCGGAGACUUAUGAACAAAUAUUCAAGGAAAUAGGUUUCAAAUCUUUUGAUUGGGUUUUAAUGGAAUGCGACCCUGAAGCUCCUAACAAAGAGUUCUACGAUGAAUAUAUUAAAUGUCCGUCCUCUGUUGGCUUCAUUGCAAAAAAAUAA